AUGAUGGACCUUCUCAACCAGGAUAUCUACAGCUACGACUCCCUGCACAACCCUACGCUCCUCACGAGUGACAUCAAAAAACGCGACAACGAACCGGCCUUAGCCUCUUCUAUGGUGAUCAAGAACCUCAGACUCAGCAAUGAGACCGAAGGCUACGAUUUUGCACUUCACCAUUGGGAGAACGGAAUGGGCCAGUUGCACCUUUCACAUGAUGCAUUUUCAAGCAACGGAUCCUCUGCUUCUAAUCACCAUAAGAGAUUUGAUGGCAGUGGGUUCAAGAUUGCUUUCCACAAGGUUGCGGGUAACGUCCUUUAUUCUACUUUCGUUGAUCUGCCUCUGUCGAGCUCUCCCGCCAAUGGUAUAGAUAUACCAAACAAGGAGCGGAUGCGAUCUUCGGUUUUGUCGAGUUCAAGAACUAACCAGACUCUUAUUUCUAAACUAUUGCUGAGAUAA
Molecule: messenger RNA, 453 nt
Organism: Penicillium paradoxum
Lineage: Eukaryota; Fungi; Ascomycota; Eurotiomycetes; Eurotiales; Aspergillaceae
Exons: 1
Coding region: 1-453 (150 amino acids)
Source: RefSeq, a predicted model, not a curated record